Myxozyma melibiosi is the source of this 604-nucleotide messenger RNA. Its product is annotated as Tim10/DDP family zinc finger protein. Gene Ontology annotation, biological process: protein insertion into mitochondrial inner membrane. The coding region runs from base 229 to 495 and encodes 88 amino acids. NCBI's taxonomy places the organism in Eukaryota, Fungi, Ascomycota, Lipomycetes, Lipomycetales, Lipomycetaceae. The transcript has 3 exons. Gene Ontology annotation, cellular component: mitochondrial inner membrane. The record is from RefSeq and is a predicted model, not a curated record.
CUUACCUUUAACAAUAGUAAACGCAGCAAUUGCAACGCUGAUUCAACUAUUUCUCAAUAUCAGGAAAUAAUUGAAGAAACUAAAGCGGGUUAGGGCUUCGACGACGAAGAUUAUUUUCUUUCAUCGCGGCUUUUGUCGUGAAAUUGUAUCUAAACCACUACGCCUUUAUCAUCAAUAAAGGAAACAAGAAAUAAUACAUCUCAGAACAAUCACUAAAUUACAGCAACAAUGUCUAUGUUUGGAAUGGGUCUCGGACGUCCGCAGACGGACUACGACGAGAACAAGGUCAACGCUUACAAGGGCGAGAUGCUGAUGGCCAGCCAUAUGAGAGAAACGAUGACCAACGUUUGCUACGCAAAGUGCAUUCCGGACCACUACUCCGAGCCUGACCUUAACAAGGGCGAGGGCAACUGCGUUGAUCGCUGCGCGGCCAAGUUCUUCCAGGCUAUCAAGAUUGUCGGCACUGACCUGCAAAACCAGGCUAGCAAGAUGUAAGCGGGCUAGCUAGUGGAAAGGAUAGGAUACUUGAUAAUUGUACAUAGGUGUAAAGAUAUUCUUUUGUCGCCAUUAGUUCUACUCUCAAUGUUAUGAAAAUACUCAAACU